GCCUGUGGUGCUGAAGAGCAGAGACAGACAGAGACACGGUACUCUCUGUCGCUGCGGGCGCCACAUUACAAUUAUACGCUUAAAUAGGCCUAUUAAAUCCACCUUAAACACAUGACCCACACUUGUGACAAAUCAACCAGGUGACAGAGAAGAAAUUGGGUAAAAUCAUGCGAACAAGUCUGGAGUUUUGUGGUAAACGGGGUUUUUAGUUCUGGUAAUCUGAUCGUGUCCACGGGUUUUCCCCCGGGCCGGUUAUACAACAGGUCUGUGAUCACGACGACCGGAUGGAGCCACGGCAGCUGACUCAUACCGGGCAUUGCAGAGAGUGAAUCUUUCUCACUUAACAGCGUGUUAUUGCCAUCCGGGCAUUGUGUCCUCCGGAAAUGUUCCUCUGUAUGCUCGGGAAGAUGUGAUCGUCGGUGUAAAUGGACAGUAUAAAGAAAUAAAGCUUUUUUCCCUCGCUUUAUUAGACGGAACAUGGCGGAGACUGUCAAAACGGGAGGCGACUGUAACGCCGACUCGUUUCCCAUCGAGGAGUACGAGUGUAAAAUAUGCUACAACUACUUCGAUUUGGGGUGUCACACUCCCAAACUGCUGGGCUGCUCCCACACUUUCUGCCGGGUGUGCCUCGAAACUCUGCACUCCCGGGAGGGUCGAGGAUGGAGAAUCGAUUGUCCUGUGUGUCGGCACCGUACCCCUGUGCCGGAAUAUCUGGUUCACAACCUCCCCGACAACACCUCACUGACCCAGGCGCUCCCGCUGAUUAAGCAUGUGAACGCACCAGACACAGAGGACCAGACAGGUCCAACCGUCUCCUCUGCGACCUCCCAGGAGAGCAACGGCAGCUGUCAGACUUGCAAACAUGUUGCGUUUACGACGGUUUGUGUGUGCGCCAUCUUCUCCUUCUUGUCCACGGUGGUGCUGUUAUUUCUGGGCCUCAUCUUUGUACAUAACUUCAAUAACACCGUCGGCCAUGUCUGCCUGCUUGUUGCCAGCGUCCUCGCCCUGUUCUCGCUCAUCCUCACUUGGUUAAUGUGCAUGUUGAAUUACCGGCCUGAAACAGAAGCAAGCCAUUUCAGUUCCCUCAACUCUAAUAUAACGUAACGCUCUGGCUGCACCUGGGAUACAUAAACUUAGCCUGGUCAGUGUAAUAAAAUGGAAAUCUCUUUAUUUAUUCCAAUGUGCUUAGACUAGACAUCUUUAUAGAUGCCUUAGCCAGUGUCUGUGAGCAUAGUUGAAUGACUGUACAGACUCUGACCGAACUGAUCACAUCAUAAUGAGCUUUCGACUAUCUAUCGGCUGCUUUCUUCAGCAAUAAAUGAUGGAUGUAGUAGUAUCCAAUAAAUGAAAUAUAGAACAUUUAAAGCUUUAGAUUGGCAAUGUGUGACCAGUUUCAGUUAGGUCAGAGCAGUUUCUGAGAGCCUCUGUGAAAAUCACAGUGAGGCAUUUGAGGUUAAUUUGCCUUCUCAGGUUAAUUUAUAUUUAUCUAUAUAGCAACUUUUUGCACAGCUCUAUGCUCCACUUUUUUAAAAUUGGAUGACUAUGAGCAUCCUGACUCAUGCAAAACUUGAUGAUGAUGAUGAUGAUGAUGGUAUACUCUGUGGUCCACAAAACAUUUCAGUGACAUCAUCUAAAGUCAACUACAUGAGUUUGGAUGAGUAGAUCUACAGUAUGUGUGAAGCUUCAGUACUGCAUACUGUUUGUGUUGCCUUCACAGAAUGUACCUUUUGUAUGCAACUCUUCAUUUUUGCACUUGUGUGAGUAAAGUCAAAAUGUGAUGCUGUAUGUGGAGGCAUGUUAUGCUAUGACAAAUGCUUACAUAUAAGGGUAAAAGAUCCCCAAAAGAGCACUGCAACUUUGUCUUGUUAAUGGAAACAUUAGCAGACACUGACUGGAAUAAUAAGAUUGCUCAUUACAACAGCUCCCCCUACUCUCCUCCCACACCUGUUUGCUGCAUUGAAUAUUUGCCAAGUUUCAUAAGGCGCUUGGAGGCCACUGCACGAGUAGGUAUCCAUGCAUGUGUAUGUAUACGUGUCAAGCUGUUGGUAUGUGACUGAUUUAUUAUGAUCUUCUUGCUCCACCACCGUUUCUAACAACAACACCUAUUGUGCCAGUGACAGAACCUGCUUAUGCCAUAACUACCACUGUGUGAUUACACUGACUCCCCGUGGUGGACCGAGUCAGCAGGGGAUCCCAGGCCAAUGACCCUGAGGGGACAUGAGCCUUCACAAGAUGAGAGAAAUAACUUUGGGGUAGGGGGGCCAAAAUAAGUAGUGUUGUAAAGCAGUGAGACAAUGGAAGUGUAGAUGACCUCCUAGGGGUCUUAAAUCAUCUGAUGGGCUUAGGUUUGCUUUCCCAAGUCAUAUAAACUGCAAGAAGAUAUAAACUUCCACUAAUGACUUGGUCCACGCCCAGAUCACUCUCAAAGGUGUUAGGUUACAGGGAAGCAUGCAAUAAAAGAGUGCUUAAUUGACUUUUUUUUUUUUUGUGGAUUUGGUUCAUAAAAAUAAGAAACAACACUUCUCACCUAUCAUUUCCUAUAUUUAAGGGGAUAUGAAAAUGAAAUUGCAGCAGUCACUUUACUGGGUUUGGGUUAUUAGAUCAUGAUUCACAAAGAUGUCUACUUUUGGUUUAGGAAUCAGCUGAAUCCAAAUAACACAGUAGGCAUUUAUCUCGACUUAUUGUUGUUUCAAGAGGCGACACUGGUCUCAGGAGUUAAAAUCCAUCUCUUUCAGGUCUCUCAAAGGGACUCCUUCAUUUGGUCAUCCAGUUGGUGAGUAAUGCCACUUAAAUGCCACCGUGACAAAAGCUUGAGAAAAAAGGAGGGGUGGCAGGCUUCCACUGGGAGCCACAGGCAACACUGUGUCUGGGGCAGAGAGCUUCAUUUCAGAGGGACUGCAGGG
This is a messenger RNA of Thunnus maccoyii (southern bluefin tuna), 2903 nucleotides long. Its product is annotated as E3 ubiquitin-protein ligase RNF186-like. Gene Ontology annotation, molecular function: ubiquitin protein ligase activity. The transcript has a single exon. Lineage: Eukaryota; Metazoa; Chordata; Actinopteri; Scombriformes; Scombridae. Bases 478 to 1104 code for a protein of 208 amino acids. Gene Ontology annotation, biological process: protein ubiquitination. The record is from RefSeq and is a predicted model, not a curated record.